AUGUCACUGCUAGAAGCCCGUGGGCUCGUCAAAUCGUACGGCCGCCGCCGCGUUGUGGACGGCGUCGAGUUCGAGGUCCAUCCCGGCGAAAUCGUCGGCCUUCUCGGCCCCAACGGCGCCGGCAAGACGACCUCGUUCCGCAUGACCUGCGGCUUGGUCGAGCCCGAUGGCGGCACGGUCAAGCUCGCCGACAAGGACGUCACCAACUGGCCGCUGCACAAGCGGAGCCGCGAGGGGGGCAUGGGCUACCUGGCCCAGGAGUCGAGCGUCUUCCGCAAGCUCUCGGUCCAGGACAACCUGCUGGGCGUCAUGGAGAUGCUGGGCUUCGACCGCCGCACCCGUCGUCGCCGCUGCGACGAGCUGCUCGAACAGUUCGGCAUCACCAAACUGAGGAAGAGCCGGGCGAUGAGCCUCUCCGGCGGUGAGCGGCGGCGGCUCGAGAUCGCCCGCUGCCUCGUCUCGAACCCCAAGAUCAUCCUCCUCGACGAACCGUUCACGGGCAUCGAUCCGGUGACGAUCGACAGCAUCCAAGAGAUCGUCCGCGAGCUGCGUUCGUCGGGCAUCUCGAUCCUGAUCACCGACCACCAAGUCCGCGAAACGCUGGAAAUCACGGACCGCAGCUAUGUGGUGAAGUCGGGCCGCGUCCUCUGCCACGGCACGCCCCGCGAAGUGCUGGCCCACCCCGAGGCCCGCAAGCACUACUUCGGCGAAGGGAUGGGGACGACCCUCGGCGCGGCGUGA
Molecule: messenger RNA, 741 nt
Organism: Symbiodinium sp. CCMP2456
Lineage: Eukaryota; Dinophyceae; Suessiales; Symbiodiniaceae
Source: the annotation of a GenBank genome assembly